UUCUUCAAUAGUAGGUUGUCAUACACAGCGAAAUAUAAAGAUCCACAUAGAUUACAAAAAUAUGUCAUGUAUCUUCGGGAUACUCAAUUUGACGUGGACGGACAAUGGAUGCUAAAGAACAACGCAUUAAAGAAAUUAGGCAAGCGAGGAGUCGAUCGUCUUAUUGAACGUAGCGGUGACCUUUACUGGGACAACGAGCACUUGCGACGAUUUAACGAGCUCAUCGAUGAUGGAAAUAACACACUGAGACGUGCGCUGUAUCAUCGAGAACCGUUGUCUGUCGUGUGUCACGGGGACUUCAAUAGGAACAAUUUGUUAUUUCAGUACGAUGAUUCUGGUCUUCCAGUCGACGUGCUGCUGUUCGACUUUGGUACUCCUCGUUACGGGUCGCCGGCUUUAGAUAUUUCGUUUUUCUUGUAUAUGAACACUACGAAAAAUAUGCGUGAAAGUCACUGGGAUGACUUAUUGAACGAAUACUGUGCCACUUUGGCGAAAUCCGUGCCUUCUGUCGUUUGCGUGCCGAACAGGGCUCAACUGGACUCUGAAAUGGCUGCUUGUGCUAUUUUUGGCUUUGCACAUGCAUCAUUUUUCUUACCCUGCCAGAUUGAUCCUAGUCCUAUAGAUUCGGAAUCGGAUGAAGAAAAAUCUAUUGAGUUGUUAUUACAAAGGGGUGGAGACAAAGGAACGGAUCUAGUGGCUGAUCUAGUUCAACACAUUGUCGAAAUGAGAUACACUAAUGUGUGACGUGGUUAUCGGUUUCUUAAAAAUUGAUCGGUACUAAUCAUGUAUAAACGAUAUGUUUAUUUUGGUUGGAACAGUAUUAUGUAAGUUCUAUGAGUAUUUUUUUCAUUAUUUAAAAAUUUCAAAUAAUAUUAUUAAUAUUUGUGUUGCAUUAUAUAUUUAGAUGUACACAAAACUUACAUAUUAUGCCAUCGAUUUAACUCUAUAGAAUUUAAACCAUUAUUUUAUUGCUUCGAAAAAAAGUAGACUGUUCAAUGCUUGUAAGAUUUUUAAACUUAAUCAUAAAAAUAUUUAACUAUUUUAUAUACGAUGUAAAAAUAAUUUUUUCAUCUUAAUUUAAUAAAUUUCAUUGUUACAUAUCAUACAUUAAGCGCUUUAUGUAUUGUGAACGAGUUCAAAUUUGAAAUUAUAAUUGUAUUAUUUACUGGUUAUAUUUUAUUUAAAUAUAGAUUUUAAAUUGUACACGUUGUAUAAACAACAUCGAUUUAAACACGAAGUAAACAUAAUAAUAUUGCUUACUAUAGAAUUA
Rhopalosiphum maidis (corn leaf aphid) is the source of this 1270-nucleotide messenger RNA. RefSeq lists its product as uncharacterized. The record is from RefSeq and is a predicted model, not a curated record. NCBI's taxonomy places the organism in Eukaryota, Metazoa, Arthropoda, Insecta, Hemiptera, Aphididae. The transcript has a single exon. The annotation marks the transcript as partial.